Messenger RNA from Pisolithus orientalis, 405 nucleotides. Its product is annotated as ribosomal protein L14-domain-containing protein. The record is from RefSeq and is a predicted model, not a curated record. Gene Ontology annotation, cellular component: ribosome; cytosolic large ribosomal subunit. Bases 1 to 405 code for a protein of 134 amino acids. Gene Ontology annotation, molecular function: RNA binding; structural constituent of ribosome. Lineage: Eukaryota; Fungi; Basidiomycota; Agaricomycetes; Boletales; Pisolithaceae. The transcript has 4 exons. Gene Ontology annotation, biological process: ribosomal large subunit biogenesis; translation.
AUGUCUGAUUCCAACUUCAAACGCUUUGUCGAGGUCGGGCGAGUUGUCCUUCUCAACUCUGGCCCUUCUGCCGGAAAAAUUGCUGUAAUAGUAGAAAUCAUCGACCACAACCGGGCGAUUAUUGAUGGACCUCUCACUUCUGUACCCCGACAAGCAUUUUCCUACCGCCAUCUCUCGUUGACGCCGCUCCGCCUAACGAACCUUCCGCGUGGUGCAGGCGCGGGUUGCAUCCGCCGCCAGCUGGAAAAGGAAGGCAUCGUCGCCAAGUGGGAGAAUUCGUCGUGGGCGAAAAGGCGCGCUGCUAUGGGGAAGCGGAGAACAUUGAAUGACUUCCAACGGUUCGAGGUUAUGCUUGCUAAGAAGGCUAGAAGGGAUGCUGUCCGCAAGGCCCUAGCCAAGGCAUAG